CUGCUAAGGCAUUGGUGACCAGGAGUCCUCUUCUGACACAAAUAGCUGAUCUUGAAGGAUUCUCUCCUCUUGUCUAUGCAAUUAUCUCUUCUACAAGUAAAGAGUUGGUAUGGUACCUAGCUUUGGUUACUACAGAUGAGAGACCUGCGAGUCCAUUCACCGGUCCUUCUGCUAGUCGUCUUGUUGCUUUGCUUACUGCUGGAGGAUUUCAUGCGCUAUCCCAGCUUGGCCACUAUGGCAGACUCAAAUGGGAGUGUUAUAUUCAAUGUGUUGUCCAAAAUGCCAUCAGACUUCCAAAGUGGAAGUAAGCUUGGGAUUUUGGGAAGGUUCAUUUACCACUUUGUUCCAGAGGAACUUGAUCAUUUACAGCCGAGAGGAGAUUUGAAGGAUCUUCAUGACGCACCUAGCAAAGGUUUCGUCUGGAAAACCAUUGAGAAGCUGGGUAUGUUUUUCAUUGUAGUGGAAGUACAUUUUCAAAGAUCCUCAAGAUCCAUUCUUAGCCUCACUUUCUAUGUAACUAAAUUUGCACCUGCAGUUCCAAGCAUAAAGCUAGUAAGAGACACAAAGUUGAGACAUAAAUCUGCUGAGAGAUUAGUAGAGCAUGUUUGUUCACAAGCCUUUAUCAUGAACAACUUCAUUUUCUGGCAGUCUUUCGUCAGUGCAGACAUUUUGUACAACACCAUAUCAUCUGGGAUAGUUGAAAUUUUAAGGAUAUGUUUCAAAUUCUUUCCUGAUUUGAUUUGGACUAAAAUGCCAAAUGAAGGAUACAUAAUGCAAGUUGCCAUUAAGAAUCGGCAAGAAAAGGUCUUUAGCCUUUUGUGUAAGAUGCCAAUUGGUAGGCUGCUAGUUUUGGUGGUAGAUGAAUCACAAAACACCACAUCACAUCUUGCAGCAAGGUUGACUUCUUCUCCUCAGCUAGCAUCAGUUUCCGGCGCGGCAUUUCAGAUGCAAAAAGAGUUACAAUGGUUCAAGGAAGUGGAGAAAUUGGACCAUCCUCUUCAUAAGCAAGUUAAAAACCAAGAGGGGAAGACAGCUUGGCAGUUAUUCAAGGAUGAGCAUAAGGGUUUGCAUGAACAAGGAGAGAAGUGGAUGAAGGAUACAUCAAACUCCAGUAUGUUAGUGGCAGCUCUUAUUGCCACAGUUGCUUUUGCUGCCGCUGUCACUGUUCCUGGAGGCAAUGACCAGACUAAAGGAAUCCCAAUUUUCUUGAGGGAUAAAGCAUUCAUGGUGUUUGCUGUCUCAAAUGCUUUAGCUUUAUUUUCCUCUGUAGCUUCUAUUUUUAUGUUCUUAUCAAUCUUAACUGCGUACUAUGCUGAAGAAGAUUUCCUCAAGACACUGCCUCGGAAAAUAAUUCUGUCUCUGGCCUCUCUAUUCGUUUCUAUAGCAACUAUACUGAUAGCGUUUGGGGCAGCUCUUUCUUUGGCACUUAGGGAAAGACUCAAAUGGGUGCCAAUUCCAAUUACUCUUCUGGCUUCUCUCCCACUUGCUCUAUUUGCAAUGCUCCAAGUUCCUUUAUUUGUAAGAAUGAUUGUAUCAACUUACGGACGUGCAAUUUGUCAGCCUCGAGAUCUUUGGUAGGUUCAUUCCCUAAUGCAAUAUAGAUCAAGGGAGAAUAUGGGAGAUUAAAUGCCUGAGUUAAACCCUAGUGCAAUAUGCCCUAAUGCAUCACUCACAAUGGUCACCAAAGUUGGUGCUGGUCCAGGAAGUUUCAGAGGUCGCAAACGUGUUCCAAGUUCUAACAGCUGGAGAAUGCAAGUACAGUCAUGGCCUUGCUUCCCAAUUUCAUUUCUGAGCAAUAGGAGCUUUAGUUAAGAAUGUAAAGAAAUAUCAGUAUCGUAUAUAGAAACCAAUCCUUCGCCA
Messenger RNA from Neltuma alba, 1860 nucleotides. RefSeq names its product ankyrin repeat-containing protein NPR4-like. The record is from RefSeq and is a predicted model, not a curated record. NCBI's taxonomy places the organism in Eukaryota, Viridiplantae, Streptophyta, Magnoliopsida, Fabales, Fabaceae. The coding region runs from base 136 to 1578 and encodes 480 amino acids. Gene Ontology annotation, cellular component: membrane. The transcript is spliced from 4 exons.